Messenger RNA from Petromyzon marinus (sea lamprey), 4491 nucleotides. The record is from RefSeq and is a predicted model, not a curated record. NCBI's taxonomy places the organism in Eukaryota, Metazoa, Chordata, Hyperoartia, Petromyzontiformes, Petromyzontidae.
UCGGUGGUCGGAGGGCGUCUCGCAGAGAGACCGACCACGAGUUCACCCGUGAGUUCGUCCACUCAACACCCGUGAGUUCACCCGUGAGUUCGUCCACUCAACACCCGUGAGUUCACCCGUGAGUUCGUCCACUCAACACCCGUGAGUUCACCCGUGAGUUCACCCCUGAGUUCGUCCACUCAACACCCGUGAGUUCACCCGAUCCGAAGCCCUGCCGCUUUGCCCCUCGCCUCGUGCCGGUGGAUGAUGGCGUCGGCGCUGCGACUCCUGCGGCUGUCCGGGCCCGCACGGGUGCCCCGGGGGUGGCCGACGGUGGAAUCCAGGGCCCGGCACAGCGGUGGCGCGGAUGCAUCGUGCGCGACGGCCACGCCGGCGUCGUACGACGUGGCGGUUGUCGGCGGUGGCAUCGUGGGGCUGGCGUCGGCGCGGGAGCUGCUCCUGCGCCACCCGAGCCUCUCCUUCGUCAUCCUGGAGAAGGAGAGAGCUAUCGCCAGCCACCAGAGCGGCCACAACAGCGGAGUGAUCCACAGCGGCAUCUACUACAAGCCGGGCUCUCUGAAGGCGAAGCUGUGCGUGCAGGGCGCGGACCUUGCCUACGAGUACUGUGACAAGAAGGGCAUCCCCUACAAGCGCUGUGGAAAGCUGAUCGUCGCGGUCGAUCGGGAGGAGCUGCCCCGCCUGGAUGACCUCUACGCGCGGGGGCUGCAGAACAACGUGCGCGACCUGCGCUUGGUCGGCGAGCAGGAGAUCCGGGAGAGGGAGCCCCACUGCAAGGGAAUCAAAGCCCUGGACUCGCCCUACACCGGGAUCGUCGACUGGGCCGAGGUCGCCCGCAGCUACGGCCGCGACUUCGUGGAGAUGGGCGGGGAGAUCCACAUGGGCUUCUGCGUGUCCGGGUUUCGCGAGACGGCCGAGGGAGCCGCGGGCGGCGCGGAGGGAAUGGAAUACCCAAUCACGGUGACUGGAAAAAAGGGGGAGGAAGUGCGCUGCCGGUUCGUGCUGACGUGCGGCGGCCUCUACUCCGACCGUCUGUCGCGCCUCUCCGGCUGCAGCUCGGAGCCUCGCAUCGUGCCGUUCCGCGGGGACUACCUGGUGCUGAAACCCAACAAGACCUACCUCGUCAAGGGCAACAUCUACCCCGUCCCCGACCCCAGGUUCCCCUUCCUGGGCGUGCACUUCACCCCGAGGAUGGACGGCACCAUCUGGCUGGGCCCCAACGCCGUGCUGGCAUUCAAGCGCGAGGGCUACCGCCUCCUCGACUUCAGCGCCCGCGACUUCCUCGACGCCAUCUUAUUUAGGGGACUGCAGAAGCUGGUUCUGCGUAACAUCUCGAAGGGGAUGAGCGAGAUGUAUCGGAGCAUCUUCAUCGGAUCGCAGGUGAAGCUGCUGCAGAGAUACAUCCCCGAGAUAACGCUCGCCGACGUAACACGGGGCCCGUCGGGGGUGCGCGCCCAGGCGCUGGACCGCGACGGCAACCUGGUGGACGACUUCGUGUUCGACGGGGGUCAGGGGUCGCUGGGCAGCCGCGUGAUGCACGUUCGCAACGCCCCCUCCCCCGCCGCCACCUCCUCGCUGUCCAUCGCCCGCAUGAUCGCCGACGAGGUCAAGCAGCGCUUCCAGCUUUGACGUCGUCACCGCCGCCACCGCCAGCGACGGUGGUCCCGUCGAUCGUCGCGCGCCGAGUUUGUCAUCGGAAGUCUCGAGACGUCUCCACCAUCGCGAUGGGAUUAAGUAGGCAAGGGCUAAUCCAAGGGAGUGCAGAGGAAACAGCGUUCUGUGCCUACUUAAGCCUGUUGUGGCUGUGGGGGUGGAAAUUUCCAGACUAUUAAUCUCCUUUGCCGUAGUUGAAAUCGUCUCGCUUGGUAAUGAUGGUGUUCAAUCAAAUCUGUAAACGAUGAGAACAGGAAAAAAACCAUCGGCACAGAAAAAUGGCUGUGUGAUGCUGGCGUGCCCCGUAUUUGUUUAACGUGUGUCAUCGUUACUUGAAUGUCCUGUCACCUCCCUCCCACAUCCAUAUUUGUCAUCUGCUCCAUUAUCUCCGAGUAGGCUGGGAGUAGCCGGGCCCUCUGGCGGCAGGGAAGGAGGGCGGCGUCGGGUCCACACCUGCAGCGAUAAAUUUUGCGCAACUUGCUUGGAGGCAAUUUUAAUUUCUGGUAUGUGGACGUCUCGGCAACCAGUAGCGAGCAGUUGCACAACCGGUUGCUCAUAGAAACGAUGGACUCUCAGGCAUUGAUUGACUCAGUGAUUUGUUGCGAGAUAUUUCACGUGACACAUUUGGUGUUUACUGUCCAGCUUCAUUUUGUUGUUGCGCAACUCCUUGCUCAGAUGUGGACAAAGCAGUUGGAGACUUAAUUUAGUUUUGCGAUUUCGAGAGGAAUUCGAUCGGACAGAUGUGGGACCGCGGCUUUAGGGCCCACGUGUAACCUCAACGCCACUUGCUCUACCAGUGCUUCUGAAUUUAGCUUUUUGGUUUUUAUUCCAUAGUCUUCCGCUCUGGGUUUUGUUCUAAGCGUUUUAAACACGGAUGCAGUCCUGGUGGACUUUUACCUAUCUCAGGAAGUUGACAGGUUCUUUAAGUGCUCUCUUAGCUGGGGGAUGGUGGCUAUGCAAACCUGCAAUCCAGCACUGUGCAGGCGAGGGUUGGUGGCUCGCACAAAUGGUUGUGAAACUCCCUUCACAUGGGCACCGCGGAGGAGACAUAUCCUGGCUCGUCAGGAGAAGGCGAUACAGCAAAUAUGGAAUCGAAAUGUUCCAUUUGUAUGGGAUAUAGUGUUGCCCCGUUCGCUCCUUCACAUGUAUACAUGUAUGUUGAACUUCUUCCGCACCGUACGUACGUAGCCAGAAAUACAUUUUCAAACUAGAUCAUUUAAAAGUGCAUAGCUCCAGUGGCUUCCUAAUAUUGCAAGGAAGAGCGUUCCAGACGGCCGCAGAAGCGCAUCUGCAAGCGCGGGAUCCUGUGACCGUCUUUGUUCGGUGGUUAGCCAAAAUCCGCUGUGCGGAUGACCAGAGUCCUUGUGAUGGGUUAUGCUCCUUGACCAGAUCGGCAAGGUGUCGUGGUUCAUUGCUGACAAGCACUUUGUGUGUCAUGACGUAUUGAGGACCGGUAGAGCUUGGGGGAAAUUUUGCACCGGCUCACUGCAUCGGCUGCAUUUCUCGCUUGUCUGUGGUUCAAAGUUGUCCUCGGGCUUUGAUAGCGAGCGAAGCUGGUGCAGUGCAUUGCAAGUUAAAAUUAUUGUGAUGUUGUUUGCACAAACCUGGGCUACUACUGAGCGAAUGUUUAAAAUGUGGAGGGCCUUUGGUUCAGCUCAAAUGCACAGAAAAGCCAUAGAGCUAAUGAUUUAAGGACUGCAGAUUUUACAAAUGUUGAAUGUAAAUGAAUUUGUAUGCAAUGAGCAGGUUACCUGUCGAUAUAUAAUGUAAAUUCGGGUGAUUUUUCUUUCAAGAAAAUGCCAUUUUAAAUGCUGUAUUUGUUUACCUGUAGCUCGAUGUAAUAGUUAAUGUACACUCAUUCCAGAUAAAGCAGAAUGUGCGGGUUAACUUAUUUGUCAUACAGUAUUACUAUCAAUUGUAAGACGUCUGUCUAGCGUGAAAUUGUAGGCCAUACAUUCUCGCUAGAUGCUCUUAUAAAUCUUUUCAGCGGAGGUCCUUCCACCAACAGUGAGGCGAGCAAGCAAUUUCAGGGCUGCUACUUUAUCUUUUACCAGCAAUAUCCCUCAAACUUUACAAGACUCUUUAUUUUGACCUAGGAACGGGCAAGUUUCACUCCACAUAGAUUAAAUGAAAUGAUCAGUACAGAUCAACAGAACAUAGCAAUAUCCCCGCAACUGACAAUGUUGUGUGGUCGUGUGACCCCCAUGGUCAGGGCUCAUUGAGGUGGCUCCUCCAAAUUGAGUGAACGCACACACAGCAGAAAAACAUCCAGACUGCAGUUUUGCAGCGUGAGUCAUCAGGUGGCGCUAUGGCCCCAUACAUUGGAACCCGUUCGACCGUGCAGUCACCAAUAUAGUCGGCCAGAUCUUCCCGUCGUCAUUCUCAUAAACUCAAAAAUAUUUCGUCGAUAAAACUGCCCUAAAAUUAAAUAUAUAUACAUACACAUAUAACAGGUGACGUAUUUCCUAUGAAGAAAGGCCAUUGCCUAAAACGUCGCUUGUUACAGCAUUUUCCUUCAGGUUUUUAAGGAAUGUUGAGGGGUUUAUUUGUGCUUAUGCACUGCUGCCAACACACUCUCACAUUAUUAUUAUUUUCUUCAUAAUCAGAUGAGGUCUCUUUGACCUCAUCUAUUUAAAUCAUCUCUGAACAGAGACGUGGGAACUUGGGAUUUUGCUAUGCCAUGGGUGUUACCAAAUGAACAUUUGCACACACAAAAUACACUAAUACAAAGAGAUGUUGUUUAUUGGAUCUACCAAUGACUUUGCCAUAUACGUUCAAUUUUGUCUGCUUGAUUUUUGAGGUAGCUUUCCCCGGUACAUUAAAAGUCCUGGAUUUGUUUUA